Molecule: messenger RNA, 3567 nt
Organism: Micropterus dolomieu (smallmouth bass)
Lineage: Eukaryota; Metazoa; Chordata; Actinopteri; Centrarchiformes; Centrarchidae
Gene: acap3a
Product: ArfGAP with coiled-coil, ankyrin repeat and PH domains 3a
Exons: 25
Coding region: 97-2622 (841 amino acids)
Cellular component (GO): cytoplasm
Molecular function (GO): GTPase activator activity; protein binding
Source: RefSeq, a predicted model, not a curated record
GGGGAAGAAUCUCUGUAUCGGAUACUUACAUCUCUGCUUUACUCUGCCCGGGACAUGAAAUCUGUAUUUUAAGCGCGUUAAAAACUCCAGCCCAAGAUGACGGUGGAUUUUGAAGAAUGUAUUAAAGAUUCACCCCGGUUCAGGGCAAAUAUUGACGAGGUGGAGACGGAGGUUGUAGAAAUCGAGGCAAAACUAGAUAAGCUGGUGAAGCUAUGCAGUGGGAUGAUUGAAGCAGGGAAGGCGUAUGUCAGCGCCAACAAGCUCUUCGUCAACGGCAUCCGGGAUCUGUCUCAGCAGUGCAAGAAGGAUGAGAUGAUCUCGGAGUGCCUGGAAAAGUGUGGUGAAAGCCUCCAAGAAAUCAUCAACUACCACAUGAUCCUGUUCGAUCAAGCUCAGCGGUCUGUAAAGCAGCAGUUACACAACUUUGUGAAAGAGGAUGUUCGGAAGUUCAAGGAGACCAAGAAGCACUUUGAUAGGGUGCGUGAGGAUAUGGAAAUAGCACAGGUGAAGAAUGCUCAGGCGCCGAAGAACAAGCCUCACGAGGUCGAAGAAGCCACCGGCACGCUCAGCAUCACUCGCAAGUGCUUCCGACACCUCGCUCUGGACUACGUACUACAGAUCAAUGUCCUCCAGGCAAAGAAGAAAUUCGAGAUCCUAGAUACUAUGCUGUCAUUCAUGCAUGCCCAGUACUCGCUGUUUCAGCAGGGCUAUAACCUGCUGGAUGACAUCGACCCGUACAUGAAGAAACUAGCUGCUGAGCUGGAUCAGCUGGUGAUUGAUUCAGCCAUGGAGAAGAGGGAAAUGGAGCAUAAACAUGCAACCAUUCAGCAGAGGACUCUCUUGCAGGACUUUUCGUAUGACGACUCUAAAGUGGAGUUCAACGUGGAUGCUCCUAAUGGUGUGGUGAUGGAGGGCUACUUGUUCAAGAGGGCCAGCAAUGCCUUUAAGACCUGGAACAGACGGUGGUUCUCCAUACAGAACAGUCAGCUGGUCUAUCAGAAGAAGCUCAAGGAUUCUCUGACGGUGGUGGUAGAAGACCUCCGGCUGUGCUCUGUUAAACCAUGUGAGGACAUCGAGAGGAGAUUCUGCUUUGAGGUCGUCUCCCCCUCCAAGAGCUGUAUGCUUCAGGCUGAGUCGGAGAAGCUAAGACAAGCGUGGAUUCAGGCUGUUCAAGCUAGCAUUGCCUCAGCCUACAGAGAGAGCCCGGACACCUACUAUAUAGAGCAUCUGGACAGAACGGCCUCUCCAUCCACCAGCAGUAUUGAUUCGGCCAGCGAGCCACGGGAGCGCAGCACCCGAGGUGAGACCAUCCUGCAGCGGAUCCAGUGUCUGCCGGGGAACGAGCAGUGCUGUGACUGUGGCCAGGCCGACCCUCGCUGGGCCUCAAUUAACCUGGGCAUCCUUCUGUGUAUCGAGUGCUCCGGCAUCCACAGGAGUCUCGGAGUUCACUGUUCGAAGGUUCGCUCACUCACACUGGACUCAUGGGAACCAGAAUUAUUAAAGUUAAUGUGUGAGCUUGGAAACAGUGUCAUCAACCACAUCUAUGAAGGCUCAUAUCAAGAACAAGGUCUAAAGAAACCAUUACCAUCCAGUUCAAGGCAGGAGAAGGAGGCUUGGAUUAAGGCAAAGUAUGUAGAGAAGAAAUUCCUGAAAAGGCUGGGCUCCACAGAGAUACUCAUCAACGGAGAGAGGAAGUCGGAGCGGCGGUGGAGCGUGAAGAAAUGUCGGAGACAUAACAGCGCUACCACGGUUCCUAAAACACGCCGAAGAUACCGACAAGAGCCUGGAAGCACCUCCCCUUCCACACUCUCCGCAGCAGCUGCUAAGUUCAGAAGAGACUCCCUGUUUUGUCCCGAUGAACUGGACUCUCUCUUCUCCUACUUUGACACGGGAUCUGGGCCUCGAAGUCCGGCAGGCCUAAGCAGUGACAGCGGGUUGGGAGGCAGCACAGAUGGCAGUACAGACAUCCUGGUGUUUGGCUCAGUGGUGGACAGUGUCACAGAGGAGUGUGAGGUGUCGGAGGACUCGAGUGGCGAAGCUGAGCUGGAGGCUGAGCCAGAGACAUCAGACCUGGAGGACAUGAGGGACCUUCAUCCCGGAGCGCUGCUAUACAAAGCCUCAAAAGCCCGCAACCUGCCUGUCAUGGCUGAAGCACUAGCCCACGGGGCAGAUGUCAAUUUGGUCAACGAUGAGGACGAAGGAAAGACGCCCCUCAUACAGGCUGUGAUUGGGGGUUCAUUGAUCGCCUGCGAGUUCCUGCUCCAGAAUGCCGCUGACGUCAACCAAAGAGACGCAAGAGGGAGGGGCCCCCUGCAUCAUGCCACAUAUCUGGGACACACAGGGCAGGUGUGUUUAUUCCUAAAAAGGGGAGCUACUCAGAAUGACGGUGAUGAGGAUGGUCAAGACCCUUUGAGUAUAGCUGUACAGCAAGCAAAUGCUGAUAUAGUCACACUGCUGCGUCUGGCCAGGAUGAAUGACGAGAUGCGGGAGUCAGAGGGACCCUUUGGACAGCCAGGAGACGCCACAUACCUUGACAUCUUCCGAGAAUUUUCCCACAUGGCAUCCCACAACCCGGAGAAGCUGAAACGAAGGAGUGUGCACUUCCGACACUCCUUCAGGUAGUCCUCCUUCAAGUGUCGGGAGAGAAACAAAAUCACAUACUUGAAAAGUGCAACAGCCACUUUCCAUACAAAGUCACAAUUAGGGGUCACUUCAGUUCAACAUCACAAGUGAUCUUGAGCAUGAAAUAGACAUAGAGAAACCUAAUAGAAAUGGGAUCAUAUUUUCACAAUCAUAAGUUACCCCGCCAGUGUUAUUCCACAGAGAAAUGAAUAAAACCACCUUUAAAGUGGAUUAAAGUGAAGAAAUCAUUGCAAUUUUGAGAAGCUGUUGCUCGUCAUUCAGUGUUUAGCUACAUUAUAACUUCAAGAGUCUUGUGCUGUUCUUAGAUCAACCUUUUAUUUUGAAAUGAGGAUUUGCUGGUCUUUUCCUCUUGCAUUUAUAAAUGCAUUUAUAAAUAGAGCAUUGCUUUUGUAUAUUGUUAGAUGAAACUUUGGAUAAAAUACCAAGCACUUGUUUUGUUUAUUUUUCUUGUUUAUUUUUAUUUUAAUUGUAUAAAUCAUGUGUUUGCUACAUCAGUUUCAUUAUUCAGAUCAACAUGUUUGAUUCAUUGAAGGACUUUCAUCAGUACUUUACAUAAAUACAUUUUUUUGAGUUUAUGAUGCAUGCAUUUUCUCACAUAUAUUGUUCUUCAUACUUAAAACUUGAAUUCAGCUAUGUUUUAUGGAUAAAGAGUCAUGUCAACAUUAGUAAUCAUCAUCAACAAUCCAACAUCUUGAAGUUAUUUCUUUUGUUGAGCAGUUAAUUUUGUUAUGAAAUGUGUUUUUGUUUUGCAGCGACUAUGCUGGUGUAGUCUAUUUUUUGUUUAAAUGUACUUUGCAAGCACCACUAUGAAAUGCAGUUUUUAUGAUACUGUAUAGAUGCUGUAGAAGCAAAAAUGCUAAUAUAUCUGAAUGAACAGAAAUACUGAUGAAUGAUGGAUGAAAAUAAACAUUGACUGUGUUUACA